Suillus subalutaceus is the source of this 1256-nucleotide messenger RNA. RefSeq lists its product as uncharacterized. Bases 1 to 915 code for a protein of 304 amino acids. The record is from RefSeq and is a predicted model, not a curated record. Gene Ontology annotation, biological process: protein polyubiquitination. The transcript is spliced from 6 exons. Gene Ontology annotation, molecular function: metal ion binding; ubiquitin protein ligase activity. Lineage: Eukaryota; Fungi; Basidiomycota; Agaricomycetes; Boletales; Suillaceae.
AUGGAUCGCCCGGUGACGUCCAAACCACGAGGAAUCUGUCGGUACUACAAAACCCCCGGGGGCUGCUACGCUGGUGACGAUUGCAAGUUCCUCCACGGUGCUGAGGAAAACCUUACCCCGUACGACAAAUCCAAGGUGUGCAGAUACUAUAUUCAAGGCAAGCAAGGACACUGCACCCGAGGUACUCGGUGUUGGUUUCGCCAUGAGCUUGUGAAAAUCCCCCUUGAUGAGGAGCUAAAGCACUUCGAUGAAAAUAUGUGUAAUAUAUGCAUGGAGAAACCUCAGACAUACGGUCUUUUAACUGGCUGCGGCCACGUAUUUUGUCUUCAGCAGUGUAUUCGCCAGUGGCGAGAGCCACAAGGAAAGUCAUCGGACAUGGUUAUGUCAGGAGUAAUAAAACGCUGUCCUUACUGCCGCAGUGCAUCGCGUUUUAUUACACCAUCCACCCAUUUUUUUCCUCAGGAUCACCCACGCAAGCAGGAAGUGAUAGAUAGUUACAAGAAUAGCAUGGCUCGUGUUCCAUGCAAAUACUUCGUCGAAACAUCAGCUUCUGGCAAGCCCUGUUGCCCAUUCGGUCUCGAUUGUUUCUACCAGCAUCUCAACCCUGAUGGUACACCACACAAGUUCCUAUACGGAGCAAAUCACUUUAUGAAAGUAUUUAGGAGACAACAACGGCAGCGUGGCCACACGUUUGCCGGGUCUGCUUCAGAUGCCGAUCUCGCAGAUCGCCUUAGGCUUCUGCAAAGCAUCCUCGGAGACCCAACGAAUAAUCUCCAUGUCACCCUCAGCUUCGUCCGACAACAUCUCCCAGCGUUAUUGAAUGGCAUGGAUGCGGAGUCUGGUGCAGCCACAGAUACUCUUAUGGAUGAUGACGACGACCAUCAGUCCUUCGAAUUACUGGUGAGCCUUUUUUAGAUCACUUCGUUGCAUGACAUGUGUAUGUUUAGUAGCUCUGACUCUACAAUAGGCGGAGAGUAUAGCUACAGAGCGGUCACUAGAAACUACGCACUUUGUGGCUCCUGUUACCCACGUAUCCCUCGUUGUCGAGGAAAGUCCGGAUCCACCUGUCGAGAGUCCCGUAACAGUACCCACCGCUUCAAUACCACCUAGGGCUAGGAGUGCAUCUCCAGUCAUGGGACCCUCAACGACACCUCCGGUGCCUUUUAGGCCAUCAUCCUCUGCGGAGGUUUCUGGACCACUUCCUCACAGCUUCCUUCCCUGGGCAAUGCCCCGCACACCGUCCCCUCGCCCCUCAU